AGGAUUGUUUUCUAGGGAUAAAAGGCAGCCGGCCUGCAUUGUCCAGACUUCCUAUACAUUAAAUAGACAUUUAAAACUGAUCCAAUCCAUGCAUGCAAUUAUGCAUUGUUGUUCUCUUUGUAGUUUUAAACUUUAGAACUCUUAAGAUCGACGCCCUCAAAAUGUAAUUAAAAAUACGGUUAAUGAAAAAGGAGAGGGAAUGAAUUCAGGGCAAAUAACAAUGACGGGAAAUUGAAUUUGAUUUAGAAAUAAUAUUUAAUGAUUUGAACAAUAUGGAGGUGAAACUGUUUUCGAUGCUAGUUUUUAUGUGGUAAACCGAGACAAAGCAAUGAAUGUAGAGGAUUCCCUGGAGCAGAUAAGAUUGGGCAGCGGUGACGACACUCUUUCAAAGCAGCAUCGGCCCAAUGACAAAUUUAGAAACCUAACAUCAGCUUUACGUGAGCGUUGGCUCCACUCAGCGCCCCGCCCAGACAUGGGAAAAACAAUCUCCCCUCACCGCCUCCCCCUACAUAUUAUCCGGAGGAACCUCCAAAACAGGGAGACAUGCAGUGCGCAUGCGUCACUCAGAAACUGGACGAGUGAGGAAAAAGAAAGUAAAAGACAAAGGUGGCAGAAAGAUUUUGAAAAUAAAUGGAAGAAUGAAAUAGUCAAAAGGAAUGCCUCAUUUCAGCAUCGCCUGCCCUACUGCCGUAGUGUUCAUAUCCCCCCCGUUCCAGUACGACAGCUGUCCGCUAGCUCUAACGUGGACACCCAGCCCUUCUUCUACACCAGCGACUCUCCCCGCCCCCGCUCACAGAAGGAGAGGGAACGAGUCAGUCGACACUUCAUCCACCCCCAGUGGAAAUCGGAAACUAUCUCAUGGGUUAGAUUUGAUCAACCAAAGACAAGGAAAAUUGAUCGGUUUAGCUUAUUCUGAGCCAUUUUGGACUACCAGUAAAUUCUGACCAGUUGACAUUGCUUUUACAUGGCUCUGGAAACAUUUCAAGUUACCUCCCUCUUUAAAUUCUACAAAGGAGUCCAUCUUCAUCUUCUCAGUAAAUUUGGUCACUUUAAUA
Molecule: messenger RNA, 1055 nt
Organism: Saccostrea cuccullata (small rock oyster)
Lineage: Eukaryota; Metazoa; Mollusca; Bivalvia; Ostreida; Ostreidae
Exons: 4
Coding region: 329-916 (195 amino acids)
Source: RefSeq, a predicted model, not a curated record